This is a messenger RNA of Drosophila biarmipes, 2239 nucleotides long. RefSeq names its product nudC domain-containing protein 1-like. Lineage: Eukaryota; Metazoa; Arthropoda; Insecta; Diptera; Drosophilidae. The transcript has 3 exons. The coding region runs from base 512 to 2155 and encodes 547 amino acids. The record is from RefSeq and is a predicted model, not a curated record.
UUGCGGCAGAGCUGUGUUGUUCCGUACGAAGAAAACGAAGUAGGCCUCACCAACUUCUUCAAAACUAUGUGAAAAAAUAUUUUAGAAAUAAGUUAGAACUGAGUAAUCUGAAAAAUUCCUUAAAAGAAAAAGUCGGAAUUGCUGAUAUUGUAAAAUAAAUUACAGCCACUAAGGUAACAACAUAAAUGGUUUCUGUUCAUUUUUCAAACAGAUGUGACUAGUGUUAAAUUUGUUAGAAGUAAUAUUAUCUAAUAUUUAAUAUUUAAAAAAAACUGCUUUCAAAAGGUUAAGGGAAUACCCUUAUACUAAAUACCGCCGCAAGUUUAAGUUCGAUAACAAACCGUUAUCGAGGCAGAGCUAUCGCAAGCCCCAAUCGAUGACAAGCUGACGUGAGAUUUUUGAUUUGAUUUGUUUGGCCUCGACUUGCCGGAAUUUCCUUUCCAUUUGUAAGCCUUUGUAGACGCGUUCUGGCCAGGAUCUAAAUCGAACCGAGAACCGGGUGCGAAUCAGAAUGCCCGUGGUGGAGCUGUGCGUGGACCGCAGCCUGGUGUGUCCCAACUUCGAUGGCUACAAGCUGUCCUUCGACCCGGUGCCGGUGCUCGAGCAGCAGAUCGAGUGCGAGCCGCUGCACCUGCUGCCGCACCAGGACCAGUACUCGCUGCUGCACGUGGAGGUCUUCGGCCGGCACAACCACCUGUUCGCGGAUCCCUGGCAGCGCCACUGCAGCUACUACAUCAACGUGCGCCACCAGCUGAUGCAGUGCCUCUACGAUCCGCAGAGCGGGCACUCGCUUGGCCAGCGGGUUGUCUACACCAUCGAUUACCGCGACCAGGGCGAUGGCUACCAGCAUCUGAGCGGGGACUACAACUACUCCGUGUCCUUCAUUUCGGAGCGAUUCUGUGUGAUCUGCGACGGGAUGACCUCGUACCACCUGCUGGACACCGGCGAUCGAUCGCGGCCCGGCCAGCAGGCAUGGGAGCGGAUCACGCGCACGCCAGUGAAUCAUACCAGCGAGUAUCGCGGCUUUGUGCUCUACGACGCCCGGCUGGAUGUGGUGCAGGAGCGCAAGCAAAUCUCUCUGCUGGCCGGACAUGUGGCGCGCCGGGAUAAGAGCUUGGCGAGGGAACGGGUGCAGGUGCAUUACAUGGAUCUGACGUGGGCACGCUGGACGCAAUCGCCGGCCAGUGGCGAGUGGUCAUAUAGCGUCUGCCAGCGACUGGAGACCACUGGCUCGGUGCUCUACUGCGCCUUUGAGCCCCGCGCCGAGUCCCUGAUCAUUGCCAGCAACCGCGAGGUGCAGACACCCGAGCAGCGCCGGGAAUCGGAUGAAGCCGAAGCUGUAGCUCCUACACCAGCAGAUCCACCUGUUCCUCCAGUUGUCCAGGUGCAAAAUGGCGACCAAGCACACUAUCGCUGGACUCAGACCACUGAAAAUGUGCACAUCCGCUUCGAAGUGCCCACAAACGCCUCCAAGGACGACUUCAACGUGAGCUGUACAAGUAACUUUGUCGAGGUGAAACACCUGGACGAGGUGCUCUUUACCGGGCAGUUAUACGCCAGGUUGAACGAGGAUUUCACCACCUGGACCUUGGAGGCGGAAGGUCUGGAAGGCCUGGAGGUGACGCUGUCGAAAGAUGUGCGAGAGCACUGGCCGCGAUUACUUGCACAGGAGGAAGAUGGCGGGGAGGCCGCUGCGCCGCUGCCCAUUCCCAAUCUGGAGGAUCCCAUUGAGGAGUGCGACCUGGGACUGGCCGAUGAGGACGUGAAGAUGGUGCGCUUCAAUCUGCCCAAGGGGCUCACAAUUUUGUGCGUUGUGUUUGUGUUUAAUUUCCAAUUAGCAGGCAACAGCUGCUCCGCUCCCGUUAUGUUUUUCGCACGGCACGCAACCAGUGUGACCGCGCCAGCGUCGCUGAAUAAUACCGUUCGGCGCGAAGGUGGCGUUUCAUCAUUUUUCUUUUCACUCCUAAUAAAUCGAUUUAAGCAGGAUUUUAUCGAUAUUAUUACCUUAUCGAUUUUAUGUUGGCAACUAUCGGCCAUUUUAUUGCCACUUUUUAAAAUAAAUCAGGAUCGGACAUUUGCUACCUAUUUAACAGCAAUCUCGUUUCAAGAAGAACACAACAAUUUCAAGAAUUUCUCAGCCCGAACCCGCUGUUGAUAAUCAAGGCUUCGGAAAAGCUGAUUGAAGUUUCCGUUUGAACGUAAAAAUCUGGGAAAGGCAAGAAGGCUACACAUUUCGUAU